Messenger RNA from Apiotrichum porosum, 2205 nucleotides. RefSeq lists its product as uncharacterized. The record is from RefSeq and is a predicted model, not a curated record. The coding region runs from base 1 to 2205 and encodes 734 amino acids. The transcript is spliced from 6 exons. Lineage: Eukaryota; Fungi; Basidiomycota; Tremellomycetes; Trichosporonales; Trichosporonaceae. Gene Ontology annotation, molecular function: glycosyltransferase activity.
AUGUCGCUCCUCACUCCUCCGCUUACGCCCAAGACGUUCCCGGCCAUCAAGUCGGCCAUGGACAGUGGCCGCCACCAACACGUGCAUUCUGCCACUAGGACCCGGUCACAGUCCCGCCGCACCACCUUGCCCAGUCCGCUUGCCACCCCAGAGGACUUUGGUGUUCUUCCGCCCCAUCUCGAGGCCAUCCCCGAGCUCGAUCUCCCCGAACCAUCCAUCUCGUUUGAGCAGACUGAAGCAACCCUCACCGGCAAUGAGAUGCCAUGGAGGCCCAACAUGACUGCAGAGGAGCGGGACGCGCGUGAAGACUGGAUCUCAUCUUCACGUGGGCGCAAAGGGCUGAGGAUCGUCAUUGUGACUGAGAACUUCCUACCCAAGGUUGACGGUGUUACGCGCACACUGGCGCGUCUCCUCGAACACCUUGAGCGUGAAGGUCAUAGCUGCAUGCUUCUCGGCCCAGGCACUGGCAUGAGCCAUUACGCGUCCCACCCACUGGUCGGCACUGCUGGUGUCCCACUCGUCGUCUACCCAGGCCUUAAGCUCAACUUUCUCCGACCCAAAUUCCUCCGCACCAUCCAAGAUUUCCAGCCAGAUGUCGUCCACUUUGUCGACCCCAUUUGGCUCGGUGCCCAGACCCUCAUGGCCAUGGAGCUCGGCUGGGCAGGCGAGGACUGGGUGGGCGAGGGCGGACCAGCCAUUGGCACCGGCAUCAGCGGCGCCGUUGUCGCAAGCUACCACACCAACCUGGCAACCUACGCUACACUCUUUGGCAUGUCGUGGCUUGAACCGAUCAUGUGGCGUCUGCAGCAGUGGCUCUAUUCCAAGACCCUCCUCACGCUCUGCCCCUCCCCGUCCACCCGCUCCAUGCUCGAGUCCCAGUCCUUCUCCAACGUGAGGCUGUGGCCGCGUGGAGUGGACCUGUCGCAGUUCGGCCCCUCGAAGCGGUGUAACAAGAUGCGCGAGCUGUGGGGUAUCGGCGAGGCUCCUGGCCGAGUGAGCGUCGACCUCACAAACUCAAAGGUCGUUGGCGUGCACCACUCGGGUCGCAAGACAAGCUUGCCGCUCACACCGCCCGCGAGCCCCAUUGUCGUGCCGGCUGGUGAUGUAGGCCAGACUCAGCCAUUCACCGCCGAGCCCAUGGCCAUCAACUCGGCCCCUUCCCGCGUUUGUCUGCUCUAUGUCGGCCGCGUGUCGUGGGAGAAGAACCUCGUUCUUCUCCUGCACGCCUACGGCCGCCUGUCGGCAUACCUGCCCACUGGCUCGCCGCUGCCAAAACUCGUCUUUGUGGGCGACGGUCCCGCAAAGACCGAGCUGGAGACCAUCUGCUCUGACCGCGGAUACGACGCGACGUUCAUGGGUCACCGCCAAGGCGAGGAGCUGGCAGCAUGUUAUGCCUCGGCGGACAUCUUCGCGUUUCCCAGCUUUACGGAGACGUUUGGGCAGGUGGUCCUCGAGGCGCUCGCCUCGGGCUUGCCCGUCAUUGGCCUGGAUGCCGAGGGGACCCGCGACCUCGUGCAGCACGCGUCCACAGGUCUCCUCCUGCCCCUCCCGCCCGUUGCGGCCGCCAACACAAAGGUCAACCCCUCACGCACAUGGCCCACCAUCUGCCGAGACGUGUCACACCCGCUCUUCAGCGUCUGCGUGGACGGCUACGCACAGCUGCUUGCGCGGGCAACGACCAACCACACCGAGCGCGCUGCCAUGGGCCACAAGGCGUGCACCGACGGCAUCCAGGGUUUCACGUGGUGGGACGCCAUGGAGCGCUGCGUGGACGGGUAUCGCGAGAGCAUCCGCGUCUCGAGGCAGGCGAGGCAGGUGCGCAUCACCAUCCCCCCAGCGACGCUCACGCCCGAGCCCACACCGACGCCUACACAGAACUCUUCGCCCAAGAUCUCGCGCGUCAACCGUGCACUGUCGUCUCGGCUAGCCCACCGCGGCUGGCCACGGGACAAGGAGCGCGAGAACGACCUCGGCGGCAGUGACAAUGACGCGCCGCCCACCACGCCGUCGCCGCGCCUCCGUCUCCGCCUCCUCGGCAAGUCGGACACGGCAGAGACCCUGUGGCAUAUCAAGAACCUCGCCAAGGCGUUCCUCGCCGCCAUGCUCUUCUGGUGGAUUUGGACGCGCCACCUCGCAUCACAGGGUCGCGAGAUGGGCUGGGACGAGAUCACGUUCCGCCCCGCCGCCGCCGUCGGCGCUUUUUAA